This is a messenger RNA of Gallus gallus (chicken), 2011 nucleotides long. RefSeq lists its product as uncharacterized. Gene Ontology annotation, biological process: protein monoubiquitination; protein polyubiquitination. The record is from RefSeq and is a predicted model, not a curated record. Gene Ontology annotation, molecular function: ubiquitin protein ligase activity. The coding region runs from base 768 to 1721 and encodes 317 amino acids. The transcript has 2 exons. NCBI's taxonomy places the organism in Eukaryota, Metazoa, Chordata, Aves, Galliformes, Phasianidae.
UAGAAUCGUUACGGUUGGAAAAGACCUCAGAGAUCAUCAAGUCCAACUAUCAGAGAGAAACACAAACGUUUAUUGAAUAAACCUUCUUGCUGGCCAUGCGUGGGGCUGCAUGCCAUGGCCAGAGCGACCUGACCGGGCCCAUGGGAAGAUGUGGCCAAGGCCCUGGUGAUUGCUGUGAAACACUGGCGCCAAGCACACGAGAUGUGGGGAAUGGAGUGGGCCGUGGCUCUGGGAAAAGCCCAGAAACCUGUGGAACUUGUGCUGGUGCUGGAGCACGUGCUGCAGGUGAGGACGGCUCAUGGUGAUGAGCCAGCAAUGCACUGUGGCAUCACUGUGGGAUGGGCAGCGAUGUCCCCAGGUGAAGGUCGAGUAGUCCAGAGUCACGCCCAGCAGCUUGGCCAAGCCAUGCUUUGAGACAUCUCCAGGCAACGGACUGUGACUCCAUAGACCACGGAUGCUUGAAGGUGGGUGCAGCGGCUCAGCCUGGCAGUUCGUGCCUGGCCUCCGACCGAGCGUGUGUGCGAGGACUGGAGUGUGGACAGGGCGAGCUUCGGUGCUGGAACGAGCUCUGGGUGCUGCUCGCGCAGCUCUCAGCGGCCGUCUCAGAGCCACUUGUUCUUUACCCCGACCCUGCUGGCAGCAGGCAGACGGGACAUCCCAGAGAGGCGCGUGCAGCAGCACAGCGUGACACCUGCUGCUGCAGCGACAGUGCUGGGGAGCGCGCUGCCAUCUCCCGCUCCCCAUAGCCCACCACAACUGGUGGAAGCAUGGAGGCAGCAUUAGACACCCGCUGCCCCGUGUGCCUGGACAACUGGGACAGCGCGGCAUAUGCCAUGCCGUGCUGCCACCAGUUCUGCUUCCCCUGCAUCCAGCGGUGGACUAGCACCAGGCCCCAGUGUCCGCUUUGCAAACAGGGUGUGCAGUCCAUCAUCCACACCGUGCGAGCGGACAACGACUACCAGGAGCUGGUCCUCAGACCAGCAGCCGCGGCAUCCGUUGCCACACCGAGCCCCGCAGGCUCCCAGGAAGCCCGACCAUGGCCUGGAGUGCCCAGGCGUCCUGCAGGCGGCUUCUCCCCUACCACCUGGGCUUCCCUCUUCAGGGAGCACCCGGCCCUGCUGCGGCCCCUGCGCUCCUGGCUGCAACGGAAGCUGCGCCGCAUCCUGGGCCCCGAGGAGCCACAGGCAGAUACACUGGCAAACAGUGUCAUCUCAGCCCUGCUCCUCGUUGGCUUGGAUCAGGAGAUCCUGAUAGAAAUGCUGGAUCUCAACCUGCACGGCCAAACAGGGAACUUUGUAAGGCAGUUCAUCGCCUUCACCGUGCAGAGGUGCGGCAGGGAGGCUCACCGCUUGCUGGGCCUCAACGUCACCCCUGCUGCCGGGGCACAGGACACCAACCCGGCAUCAGAGCCCAGAGCUGCCCCACAACAGGACACUCCUGUCCCUGGCCCAGCACCCUCAGGCAUCCCUGCCAGCUCCAACAGGGACGAAAUGCUGGGCAGGACAGGACAAGACCUCCAUGGGCGUCCCAGCCACCCACAUUCCAACCCUGCAGCGGACAGCACGGAGCAGGCAGUGCCCCGCGAGGAGCCAGGACAGCCUGUGGCAGGGCCCUCUGGCCAUAGCCUUCCUCAGCAGCCCCGGAGAGCUCCGAAGAGGAAGGCGAGUGACUGCCAGGCCUCAGCAUCACCAAAGAAGAGGCCACCCCGCCGGCAGCAAUAGAAGAGCGGCGCAGCUGAUGAGGCUGGGGCCGGGCAGCAGCUGGGACACACACCGGCCCCAACGGACCCUUGCCAUCAGUGUCCAAUGUCACCAGUCAAAUAAACUAGAAAGAAAGACCGCAAAAAUACGUGUUGGUAUUGCUAACGGCACAGCGGUUGUUGCUUCCCCAUCCUCAACGCUUUCUCCCCUUUUGCCUGCUCCCAUGCCACUGCUGGCACUGCCGCAUCCCAGACAGGAACCCCACGGGCUUCAGAGAGGGGAAGGGCAAACUUCUGCACCUGGGGGGGAAC